Apis florea (little honeybee) is the source of this 639-nucleotide messenger RNA. RefSeq names its product adaptor protein complex 2, sigma subunit (gene AP-2sigma). Gene Ontology annotation, cellular component: AP-2 adaptor complex; membrane coat. The record is from RefSeq and is a predicted model, not a curated record. Gene Ontology annotation, biological process: clathrin-dependent endocytosis; intracellular protein transport. NCBI's taxonomy places the organism in Eukaryota, Metazoa, Arthropoda, Insecta, Hymenoptera, Apidae. Gene Ontology annotation, molecular function: clathrin-cargo adaptor activity.
AAUGAUUUAAUUCACAAUUUUUAUAAGUCAGGGGCGGUAACAAAUGUCAUUCGACUUCUUUGUGUAUUCUUUGUUGAUCGUCGGUUGUUAAGUACAUCAAUUGUAGUAUUAUUUAACAUAUAAAGUCAAAUUAAUCAUGAUCCGUUUCAUCCUCAUUCAAAAUAGAGCUGGAAAAACAAGAUUAGCAAAAUGGUAUAUGAAUUUUGAUGACGAUGAAAAACAAAAAUUAAUAGAAGAAGUCCACGCAGUAGUAACUGUACGAGAUGCUAAGCAUACAAACUUUGUAGAGUUUCGUAAUUUCAAGAUUGUAUAUAGAAGAUAUGCUGGUUUAUAUUUUUGCAUUUGUGUUGAUGUCAAUGAUAAUAAUCUCUGCUAUCUAGAAGCAAUACAUAAUUUUGUUGAAGUAUUAAAUGAAUAUUUCCAUAAUGUGUGUGAAUUGGAUCUUGUUUUUAAUUUUUAUAAGGUAUAUACAGUUGUAGAUGAAAUGUUUUUAGCAGGAGAAAUAAGGGAAACUAGUCAAACGAAAGUGCUGAAACAGCUUUUGAUGUUAAAUUCAUUAGAAUAAAAUUAUUUAAUGUUAUUUAAUUUUAUUAAUAAAAUAUAUAAUAAAAAUGUAAGAAAAAUAAAAUAUAUUAUGAA